GGUCCCAAGCCCACAUAUCUGAUCGACGAGGCUCCAUGUCAACGACAAGCGGGAAUUAAUUCUAAUUGCUAUUUCUGGAACACGAACGGCACAUUUUCAGGCCUUGUGCCGUAUUCGGACCAUUGGGAUGUCCAGCAGCAAUGCUAUUGUGACGUAUAUCCCUUCUUUGACUCAGCGGCCGGUUGUGAGGAGUGUUUCAGAAAACAUGGAGGCAUUGAGGGCUACCACUGGUUCCCGCAGAGUUACGUGAUGGGGGUCUCGAGCGCCUACUGUAGUGCCAACCCUCAAACGACAGGAUUCUACCCUUUCGCAAAAGAAUGGUCGUCGGGCUCGGCGGCCAGUUUGCCCACUACCACUGCUGCUGAUAGUCUAGGCACGCAGACAGCUGCUAGUCUUUACUACACAUAUGCUGAGGAAAAUACAGCUGCCGGUGUUAGUAGCACAAGUGAGAAAAAUAGUACUGUGUCAAGCACACGCCUGAGCUUGGGUAGAGCCCUCAUGGCCGUACUAUCGCUGGUUCUAAUGCUGACUCAAUGA
Messenger RNA from Penicillium psychrosexuale, 537 nucleotides. RefSeq lists its product as uncharacterized. The record is from RefSeq and is a predicted model, not a curated record. The annotation marks the transcript as partial. The transcript is spliced from 2 exons. NCBI's taxonomy places the organism in Eukaryota, Fungi, Ascomycota, Eurotiomycetes, Eurotiales, Aspergillaceae.